AUGAGAAUUCUAGCAGUACUGUGGACGGUGUCUCUGGCGGGACUCUGCCGCUGUGGAGAGCUCGGUAAUCUCCGUAAAGAGACUGGAGAUGUCGUCUUUGACCUCUCUUCUCCGGAUCCUUCCUUGGCUAGAGACUAUGAAAGUACUGUGGAUGGAGUAACCUAUUACUCCUACUUUCCCAAGGGACAAUUCUUCAGCAAGGUAGUAGAUGGUGGAGUCACUCUCUGGGAAGCUGAAGGAGAAGAGAGAUGUGAUGUACUAUUCUCGAAUGUCGGUGAUAGAACAAGAGUCAUUCUCCAUGUAUGGGUUAAGGGUCUUCCAUCCAAGAUGUUGUACUAUGAGAAACUAGACGGGGAAUGGAAGCUGGUAACUAUAAGAGUUAAAGGCGUUCCAGAAUCAGAGGAACCAGUCUCUCCAAAGGAGCAUGCAGCUGAGCUUGACUUUGCUAGCCUCGGAUGCCCAUUGGGAGGAUUCUCAGGUUCAGAAGCUAAGCCAAAGGUCACUCUUCCUCCCACAGAAUCUAACAAUAAUGGUGAAGAUGCGAGUGAAAACAAGGUGGAAGGAGGUGCUCCAGACGAUGAGGAAGAGUCCGGUGAAUCGCAACCUAAGGAAGUGGAUAAAGAGGAGCCUGACCAGCAGUCGAAUGAGUAUGCAGCUGGACCAGUUGCGGAUCCUCAAGAAUCUGGAGAUAUCCCACCUGAAAGUCCUGCAAAUGACUCUUCAUGUCAACCACAAACUGAAGAUACUGAACAGACUGCCGUUUCUUCAAGUGACCCCGUAGAUCAGCAACCUAUAGAGGUGAGUGAGCUUCAGGAGUCUGAGCCUUUACAGUCUACUGAAUCUUCUCAAGAAGUAGCAUAUCCAUCAACUCAACAGGUGGAAGGAUUCGAGGUACCAGAAGAUUCCAAAGAUGACAACCCAGAGGUUACUCCUCAAGAUCAUUCUGAAGAGGCUCCUGUUGAUCCUGGUGCUUGUGAUAAAGCUGAAGAAACUACUCCUGCCGAAAAUUCUGCUACUCUUACUGUUGCUCCUAUUCUUACUGAACCUGAAAAGCCAGCAAGUUCAUUGGCUUCCAAGGUAGACUUUACUCUCUUUAAUGUCCUGUGCUCUGUUGAGGACCAUGUCAAGGUUCUCAAACUAACGGCCAAGGAGAACCAGAAUCCUAAAAAGCUCAAAUUCGACAGAGAAUUGGUCUGGGAAGAUAAGAAAAAGUCAUGCCUCUCAGCUGUCUUGUAUCUGGAUGGAGAGAAGCCUACUCUGGCUGUCAUAAAGGCAGUCAAAGGAGGUAAAGAAUCCACGGUUUACAGAUACCAUAAUGGUAAAAAAUGGAAGAAGGGUAGAGAAGGUACCCAUAAAACUAGACUCAAGGAACUGCAAGAUGCCGCUAGACCAAAACAACCUCCAAAAGUAUCAAAACCUCUCGAUCCACCGGGUCCACUAGUCCUUGACCUUUCGGUGGAGUCUGCUAAUGAUGAUAAGGUUACCCUCUACAAGAAUGAUAAUGGUGAACUAAAGUACAGAGCAUUUACACCAGACAAUGGAAACUACUUUGAAAAGAUUUUACAUUAUGGAGUUGUAAUUUGGGAAGCUGAAUCUGGUCAACGUGGAACCUUUGCAUCUUUUCAUUCUAAGGAAGAUGCUAUGCUUAUUCGUAUGUAUGUUCAAACAGGUGGACACGUUGAAAGGAAGUACUUUGAAAAGAAUGCUAGUGGUGGAUGGACUUCAAUGACUGAGGAAGUCUAUGAUCAGAAGCUCCAGGAUCUCAAGAGUGGAGCGACUAAUCAGUCUUCCUUACAAGGCUCUGCUACUCUUCGGACUGAUAAUCCUACUGUAGUACCUUCCAGUGAUGAGUUUUCAGAAGCUCAAAUGGUUAAACAAGGUGGUACUACUCCCAUUACUCUAGAUCUUGCCAAUCCCGAUAAGUCAAAGUUCGUCAUACGGGAUGGGAAAUUAGGAACACUUUAUCUCCACAAAUCUGGUAAAGAAAUAAAUGAGCUUGUUUACGGUAGAAGGAGAAUAUGGAAAGCUAAAGAUGGACAAGGGUGUAAAUGGGUUGAAGUAGCUAUUGAUAGUAAGGGAAAUGGAUUAGCAUAUCCUUAUCUAAAAAGCCAGAAAUAUGUAACACGUACCUUUCAAGCAGUUGUAAAGAAGACUGAAGAUAAUUCCACAUCGAAUCCGUCAGGUGAUAGUCCAGCUCCUAAAGAAUCUGCUAAUCCCUCUACUACUCCCUCUCAAUAG
Theileria equi strain WA is the source of this 2238-nucleotide messenger RNA. Its product is annotated as signal peptide containing protein. NCBI's taxonomy places the organism in Eukaryota, Apicomplexa, Aconoidasida, Piroplasmida, Theileriidae. The transcript has a single exon. The record is from RefSeq and is a predicted model, not a curated record. Bases 1 to 2238 code for a protein of 745 amino acids.